Messenger RNA from Momordica charantia (bitter melon), 1827 nucleotides. RefSeq names its product putative serine protease EDA2. Gene Ontology annotation, cellular component: vacuole. Gene Ontology annotation, molecular function: dipeptidyl-peptidase activity; serine-type exopeptidase activity. The record is from RefSeq and is a predicted model, not a curated record. Gene Ontology annotation, biological process: proteolysis. Lineage: Eukaryota; Viridiplantae; Streptophyta; Magnoliopsida; Cucurbitales; Cucurbitaceae.
ACAUGUAUUCGGUGAAAGUUGGACACAAAUGGAUACAAGAAGAGGGAAGGACAAAAUCAGCAUGCACAUCGAUAAUUUCGUGGAGGAGAGCAAGAAUAUAUAUACAUAUCUAUGUGCUUGUUUGGAUGAGAAACUCACAAUUUGUUAUUUCAGUUGGAAAUGGUGUCGAUACCAUCAAGAAUGGGGAAGGCCGUGGCGGUUGCUCGGCUGUGGUUGCUGGUGACGGCGGUGGCGGUUUCCUCGUCGCCCUUCGUAAACGCCCAUUUGAUGCUUCAGCGAUUGUCUACAACUACAAGCAGCAAGUUCUUAACCCAGAAGGAGUUUUGGUUUCCCCAGACGCUCGAUCACUUCUCUCCAUAUAACCGCAAUAAGUUUCAGCAGCGCUAUUUUGAAUUCCUUGACCACUUUCGGUUACCAGAUGGACCGAUAUUUUUAAAAAUCUGUGGUGAAGGCACAUGCAAUGGGAUAGCCAACGAUUACCUAACAGUUUUGGCAAAGAAGUUCGGAGCAGCCAUUGUUUCUCUUGAGCAUCGCUACUAUGGGAAGAGUUCCCCUUUCAAGUCAUUGACAACAAAUAACUUGAGAUAUCUUUCAUCCAAGCAAGCUUUGUUUGAUUUGGCUGCUUUCCGUCAGUAUUACCAGGAUUCCUUAAAUCUUAAGCUGAACAAAAAGGGUGAAAAUAUGUGGUUCUUUUUUGGCGUCUCAUAUCCUGGAGCUCUUAGUGCAUGGUUUCGACUUAAGUUCCCUCACUUAACUUGUGGAAGUCUCGCAAGUUCUGCAGUCGUUCUUGCUGUCUAUAACUUCACUGAAUUUGACCAACAGGUUGGCGAGUCUGCUGGUCCAAAGUGCAAGGCUGCUUUACAAGAAACUAAUCGACUUGUUGAACAAAGGUUUGUAACAAACAAAAAAGAAGUGAAGGCAUUGUUUGGUGCAGCAGAGAUGGAAAUAGAUGGAGAUUUCUUUUAUUUCCUGGCAGAUGCUGCUGUUAUGGCGUUUCAGUAUGGAAAUCCAGAUAGAUUGUGCUCUCCUCUUGUUGAAGCAAAGAAUGCUGGAAAUGAUUUAGUGGAUGCCUAUGCCAAAUAUGUUAAAGAUUAUUUCAUCGGAAGUUUUGGUACUAAUGUUAAGACUUACAAUCAGAAACACUUAAAAAACACCACUCCAGGUGGAGAUAGUGCUGACAGGUUGUGGUGGUUUCAAGUUUGCACCGAAGUUGCAUAUUUCCAGGUUUCACCAGCAAAUGAUAGCAUUCGAUCCUCCAAAGUUGAUACAAAAUAUCAUCUGGAUCUCUGCAAGAAUGUUUUUGGAGAGGGAAUUUAUCCUGAUGUAGCUGCCACAAAUAUUUACUAUGGAGGCACAAGAAUUGCUGGUUCAAAAAUAUUUUUUACAAAUGGUUUGCAGGAUCCUUGGCGCCAUGCAUCCAAGCAAGAAUCAUCUCCAGACAUGCCAUCGUUCCUCAUAACAUGUCACAACUGUGGCCAUGGAACUGAUUUGCGAGGAUGUCCUCAAUCGCCACUAAAUAUUGAAGGUGAUGCUCAUAACUGUACCUCCCCUGAUGCAGUUCAGAAAGUUAGGCAGCAGUUAGUGGAAAAGAUAGACCUUUGGUUAUCAGAGUGUAGCCAACCCAAAACUGGUAGGCAAUAUGUAUGAAGCUCAACAACGAAGCCCUCAAGCUCAACUCUGACUGCUAAUCACACUUUGUCUUAAUCAUAAUCUGUAUGUAUUAAGGGUCAGGCGAGGCCCGGACAACAACGAAGCUCUCAAGUUCGGGUUUCAACUCCAUGAAAUUAGUCGAGGUACACGUAAGUUGGUCUGGACACUCACAGAUAU